AUGACUAGUCAUACGAAUCAUUUGAUGUCAAAUUCGGUUACCGAAAUUCGAGUCGAAGUCAAUCAAAGGCAUUUAAUCGAUAAAAUGCUGGCUCGAUAUGCGGCCGAAUUUGUGGUUUUCCGAGAAUUGAUGCAAAAUGCGGAUGAUGCAAAAACCACUGCAGUUGAAAUAAUAUUUGAAGGUACCGCUGAUGGAACUCUUACAAAAACGAUUUUUAAGAAUAAUGGCUUUCAUUUUCGAGAGCAAGAUUGGAACCGACUAAAAAAAAUCGCUGAAGGAAACCCUGAUGAACAAAAGAUCGGUGCUUUCGGAGUCGGAUUCUACUCGUUAUUUUCUGUCUGCGAAAAUCCAAAAGUAUCAUCUGGAGGAUUGAUGAUGGAAUUUUUCUGGAGAGGUGACCAAUUAUACGCGAGACACGGUCCUGAUGGAUCUAAAAAUCUGAAGUGGACCACUUUCGAAAUGAAAUUGAGAACACCUGGAGAAUUUCCAAACCUGGACAACUUCAGUCGUUUCCUGGCAACUUCAUUGGGAUUCACUGGCAAUCUUUGUGAAGUUUCCGUGUACUUUAAUAAAGAUCGCGUAAUUCAUAUCAAGAAGAAGAUCGAUCAGCCACAAUCAAUUGAAAUCAGAUCUGAUAUAAACACUAAAUCCCCAAAAGGUAUAUUUAAGCUCUCAUCGGCGGAUUUGCGCAAUGUUCAAAUCGACGCACAUAAAGUCUGCAUCCCUCCUGGAGCGCUACCAUCUGGUAACUGUCCAACAGAAGUGGCAUCUGUAUGCCUCCAAAUUGCUAGCGGAAAUUUGGAGGUGCGAGUCCAAGAUGACUUUUGUGAAGAAAUGGAAAGGUUAACAAAGAAAAAACCUCCGAAUCAAACGAAAAUACAUAUUCUUCUUCCCAAAUACAACGAUUCCACAAUGGAUGAAUCUUCUAAUAUUUUCAAGGACUUAUUACCAUUCCCUAAGCAAGGAAGAAUAUUUAUAGGUUUCCAAACACAUCAAACCACCGGUUGUUCCAUAAAUGUGGCCGCUCGUGUCAUCCCAACGGUUGAACGUGAAUCAAUUGACUUGGUUGAACCAACUCUUUCCGUAUACAAUUCAGAGAUGUUAUGUUCUGCAGGAAUAUUAUCUCGCUUGUUGUACGAAAAUGAGAUUUACCAAAUUUCUAAAAUGUACCAAAUUGCGCAAAAAUUAACAUCUGAUUGCGAGAAGCGUGCAGCGCAUGCACUCGCACAUUUUACCUUCGGAAGUAGUACCCCAAAUUCUGAAGUGGCAGAGAUAAUUGAACAUCAAUUUUUCGAUAGCUGUUCUUCAAAAUUACCUUUAUUAUCCACUAAUGGAGUCAAAGCCAUAAACAUGAUACGGAUACCUGACCCAGAGAUGGCUGCAUUUAUCAAAACAGUUUCAGUUGUACCGGAAAUCGUGUUUAAGCAAUGCAACUUGUUCUUUGAUAGGGCGGAAGCUGUAUUAAAGCUUAUCGAAAAAGCGUCAAUAAAUGAUGUAUUUGAAGAAUUGAAAAGUCGAAACUUGGAUCAGGAUGAAAUGGAGGCUGUUAUGAAAUGGUGGAUAUCGUAUUCCUCAAAACAGAAUAAUUCCAAAUUAGGACAAGAAAAAUUUUUACAGUUCGCCGUUUUACGUGUUGGAACGAAUGUUUUACCACUGAAAAAC
Messenger RNA from Racocetra persica, 1662 nucleotides. The record is from the annotation of a GenBank genome assembly. NCBI's taxonomy places the organism in Eukaryota, Fungi, Glomeromycota, Glomeromycetes, Diversisporales, Gigasporaceae.